Messenger RNA from Pogoniulus pusillus (Red-fronted tinkerbird), 461 nucleotides. It is a transcript of the gene MEIG1, whose product is annotated as meiosis/spermiogenesis associated 1. The transcript is spliced from 2 exons. Bases 23 to 289 code for a protein of 88 amino acids. The record is from RefSeq and is a predicted model, not a curated record. Gene Ontology annotation, cellular component: nucleus. Lineage: Eukaryota; Metazoa; Chordata; Aves; Piciformes; Lybiidae.
AAAGUCUGAAGUUUCUGGAGUUAUGGCUAAAGCUGACAUCAAACCAAAAUCUGUCCAUCAUGCCAAAGAAUGGUCAGACGUUGUAGAGAACUUGUACAGAUUUCAGCAAGCUGGAUACAGAGAUGAGGUUGAAUAUAAACAAGUGAAAGAAGUUGAUACGGUAGAGUGUUGGCCAGAAACUGGAUUUGUAAAGAAACUUCAGAGAAGGGACAAUACGUUUUACUAUUACAAUAAGCAAAGAGAAUGCGAAGAGAACGAAGUCCAUAAAGUGAAAAUCUAUGUGUAUUAAUUUUCUUAUUGUUUUCAUUUGUGUUUUAUUUGAAAUCUCUUUGUAAGAAACUUGCAAGUAAAUGAGGCUGUGUAAUCUGAUUUACCUUAAGCAUUGAUGUCAUUUUUGGAUAGAGGGGAGAAUACUGGAAAUUUAGAGAUGUCUGGAAUUAAAGAUGUAGGAGUUUCACUUU